Messenger RNA from Mus musculus (house mouse), 1301 nucleotides. RefSeq names its product microsomal glutathione S-transferase 2 (gene Mgst2). Bases 964 to 1212 code for a protein of 82 amino acids. Gene Ontology annotation, biological process: lipid metabolic process; leukotriene biosynthetic process; cellular oxidant detoxification. The record is from RefSeq and is a predicted model, not a curated record. The transcript is spliced from 5 exons. Lineage: Eukaryota; Metazoa; Chordata; Mammalia; Rodentia; Muridae. Gene Ontology annotation, cellular component: membrane; plasma membrane; endoplasmic reticulum. Gene Ontology annotation, molecular function: phospholipid-hydroperoxide glutathione peroxidase activity; identical protein binding; glutathione binding.
UUCUUUCCCAAUCCUGUUGACUCAACUCUGUUGCCUUUAUAAAGGAGAAGACCAGCCCCUCAGGGUCCUAAAGCACCUAUGCUCUUCAUCUGACUUCCUACAAACAGUUCUGUGAAAGAGAUCAGAGAGUGAAAGAAAGAUGGCCGGGGAUUCAAGCCUGCUGGCUGCAGUCUCUCUUCUCUCUGCCUGUCAGCAAAGUUAUUUCGCUUGGCGGGUCGGACGAGCAAGACUAAAACACAAGAUUGCACCCCCAGCAGUCACGGGCCCUCUGGAAUUCGAGAGAAUAUUUCGUGCACAAUCUAUGUAUGCAGCACUUGUGUGCCUGGUGCACACAGAGACCAGAAGAGAGGAUCAGAUCUCCCGGAACUGGAGUUACAGACUCAUGGGUGCUUAGGAUUGACCUCGGAUCCCCUGCAAGAGCUGUUGGUGCUCUUAAAAGGAUGGCUUUUGUGACUUACCUUCCCACUGCAUAGAAUGGGAAUUGAGUGUGUCCAUUUCUUUUCUUUUAGAAGCUUUCAGGGGAAUUAUUUAAAGACUCAAGUGGGAAGCUGAGGGUGGGAGAGGAUUUUUAAGAAGAAAGAUGUUUAAUGUGAAUUGAGUAGCCUCUUGGGUUGCUUGAGAAGGUAUGGAAAUCUCUUUAGGCUCUGGAGGCCUGUUUCUUAGAAAAUCUGAGCCAUGGUGCACUUCACUGUGACCAUUUGGGUAUAGGAGAAUGAUUCUUGGUCCUGCUCUGUGGUUUGAGCAAUGUCUGAAUCUCAUGUCUAAAGACUCCUUUUAAGUGGAAGGAUCUUUUAAAUUCUUGAUGUAAGUUCUUGUAUUGUUUUUGCUUGAAUUGAUGGAACGCCCACCUGUAGAUGGAAAAUCAAUACAUUAGUGUGUGUUUCCUCAUGGAUUAAGUUUCAUCUUUAUUUGUCCCCCCCCCCCAGGCAAAACUCUUUGGAGUUUUAUCCUGUAUUCAUCGUAAUGCUGUGGAUGGCUGGGUGGUACUUCAAUCAAGUUUUUGCAGCCUGUCUGGGUCUCCUGUACAUAUACGCCCGUCACAAGUAUUUCUGGGGCUAUGCCGAAGCCGCUGAGAAAAGGAUCACCGGUUUCCGACUGAGCCUGGGGAUUUUGACCUUGCUGCCUGUCCUCGCUGUCCUGGGGGUAGCAAGCAGAUUCCUGAACGAAUACCUGGACUUUCAUGUUGCCAAGAAACUGAGGAAGCCCUUCUAAGUUUUUCUCUUCCCUUUCAUGCUUGUAGAGGCCGUCACUACUCUGAAAACAAUAAGAUGUCAUGUGUUAAAUAAAACUUUUAAAACUUU